AUGGCUCUGUGCGGGGUGUCGGAGCCAUGGCUUUGCCUAGCGAGCUUAUCGUCCACAUUUUUUUCCUUUCUGUCCGACCGAGACAAGCUCCGGGCCUCGGCCGUGUGUUCACGAUGGAGGGAGUGUCUCUUCUACCCAGCGCUGUGGACCGAACUCAAAUUGCGGAUAGGUGGUGGUUGUAACGGCGGCGGCUCCAGCUCCGAGGAGACCCCGAGGCUGGAGUUCCUCAUGCGUAAAUUCGGUUCUUUCGUGCGGGAGCUGCAACUGGAACUCGCACCGGUGGAAGGCUGCCUCAGUCCGCUCAACAACAACAACCCGUCGUCCACCAGGAUGGACCAGCCCGAUAGCGACCCGCAGCUCUCCCAGCGAUGGAGAGACGCCAUGGCCACCUACUUGGACCAGGUGUUGUGUGUGUUCUCCAGCAUCCGCAACAACAGAAACCUGCGGAAGCUGAGUCUGUAUGGAGACACAUGUGUUCUCCAGCAGGAGGGACUAUUGGACAGCUCCCACCUGCACCAAAUUCACCAGGGGGACAAAAAGAUCAAUGAGUAA
Messenger RNA from Perca flavescens (yellow perch), 552 nucleotides. Its product is annotated as F-box only protein 33. The coding region runs from base 1 to 552 and encodes 183 amino acids. NCBI's taxonomy places the organism in Eukaryota, Metazoa, Chordata, Actinopteri, Perciformes, Percidae. The record is from RefSeq and is a predicted model, not a curated record. Gene Ontology annotation, molecular function: protein binding. Gene Ontology annotation, biological process: positive regulation of protein ubiquitination. The transcript is spliced from 2 exons.